Scheffersomyces amazonensis is the source of this 2872-nucleotide messenger RNA. RefSeq names its product MCM DNA helicase complex subunit (gene MCM3). The transcript has a single exon. Gene Ontology annotation, biological process: DNA replication; DNA strand elongation involved in DNA replication; mitotic DNA replication initiation. Lineage: Eukaryota; Fungi; Ascomycota; Pichiomycetes; Serinales; Debaryomycetaceae. The coding region runs from base 162 to 2729 and encodes 855 amino acids. The record is from RefSeq and is a predicted model, not a curated record. Gene Ontology annotation, cellular component: nucleus; MCM complex. Gene Ontology annotation, molecular function: ATP binding; single-stranded DNA helicase activity; ATP hydrolysis activity.
AAACUUAAUGAAACGCGUCUUGACAUUUUUUUAUUUUUUCCUGUAAAUUUUCGGUUGUUAAAAACUGAAUUAAAGGAGAGAAAAUUCUUAACCCAAAUACAUUUAAGAACUCCUACUAAUAUUCAUCAGCCAUUGGAUACUUAUAGUCAAAGCGUAGAACAAUGGAUGAAUCACAGUUCAUUGAACAACCACAAGAUGCCAUUUUUGGUGACAGAGUUAGAAGAUUUCAAGAAUUUUUAGAUCGAAUUGAUGAUGAAGGUUCAACUUAUAGAACUAGUAUUAAAGAUAUGUUAACUAAGGGUAAAUAUCGAUUAAGUAUUAGUAUUGAUGAAGUAAGAGACUUUGAUAAAGAAUUCUGGAGAGGAUUAUUGGAUUCACCAGCUGAUUAUUUACCAGCUUGUGAAAGAGCUUUAAGAGAUACAGUUCUUACAAUUUAUGACCCAUCAGAUCCUGAUUUCCCCGAUGAUUAUGAUCAAAAUCAACAAUUUUAUUUAUCAUUUAAAGGUUCAUUUGGGGAUCAUCAUGUAAGUCCUAGAUCUAUUAAUUCAGGUCAUCUUUCAAAAUUAGUAUCAAUUGAAGGUAUUGUAACUAGAGCAUCUUUAGUUCGUCCAAAAAUUAUUAGAUCUGUUCAUUAUGCUGAAGAAACAAAGAGAUUUCAUACAAGAGAAUAUAAGGAUCAAACAACUUCAUUUGACCCUAUUUCAACCCCAGCAAUUUAUCCUCAAGAAGAUAUGGAAGGUCAUAGAUUAACUACUGAAUAUGGUUAUUCAACUUAUAGAGAUCAUCAAAAGAUUUCUGUUCAAGAAAUGCCUGAAUCAGCUCCUGCUGGUCAAUUACCAAGAUCUGUAGAUGUUAUAUUAGAUGAUGAUUUAGUCGAUUUAACUAAACCUGGUGAUCGUAUUCAAAUAGUUGGUGUUUAUCGUGCCCUUGGUGGAGGUGCAAAUAAUAAUUCUUCAUUUAGAACAGUUAUUUUAGCCAAUUCAGUUUAUCCAUUACAUGCUAGAUCUACUGGUGUAGCAGCUCAAGAAAAAUUAACUGAUCAAGAUAUUAGAAAUAUUAAUAAAAUAUCUAAAGAAAGAAAGAUUUUUGAUAUUUUAUCAACAUCUUUAGCACCUUCUAUUUAUGGAUUUGAUUAUAUUAAAAAGGCAGUUUUAUUAAUGUUAUUAGGAGGAGUAGAAAAGAAUUUAGAUAAUGGUACUCAUUUAAGAGGUGAUAUUAAUAUUUUAAUGGUGGGGGAUCCUUCUACUGCUAAAUCUCAAAUGUUAAGAUUUGUUUUAAAUACUGCUUCAUUAGCAAUUGCAACUACUGGUAGAGGUUCUUCAGGGGUUGGUUUAACAGCAGCGGUAACUACUGAUAAAGAAACUGGUGAAAGAAGAUUAGAAGCUGGUGCUAUGGUAUUGGCCGAUAGAGGGGUAGUAUGUAUUGAUGAAUUUGAUAAAAUGUCUGAUAUCGAUCGUGUAGCUAUUCAUGAAGUUAUGGAACAACAAACCGUUACAAUUGCAAAAGCUGGUAUUCAUACUUCAUUGAAUGCUCGUUGUUCAGUUAUUGCUGCUGCCAAUCCAGUCUUUGGUCAAUAUGAUGUUCAUAAAGAUCCUCAUAAAAAUAUUGCUUUACCAGAUUCAUUAUUAUCACGUUUUGAUUUAUUAUUUGUGGUUACUGAUGAUGUUCAACCCACUAGAGAUAGAAUUAUUUCUGAACAUGUUUUAAGAAUGCAUAGAUUCAUUCCACCCGGUUUAUUAGAAGGUGAACCAAUAAGAGAAAAAACCACCUUAUCAUUAGCUGUAGGUGAUGAAACUUCACUUCAACAAGAAGAAUUAGAUCAACCAGUAUUUGAAAAGUUUAAUUCAUUAUUACAUGCCGGUGUAGCUGUUUCCAAAUCAUCUAAAAAAUCUCCAACUAUUUUAUCUAUACCAUUUUUAAAGAAAUAUAUUCAAUAUGCUAAACAAAGAGUUAAACCAGUUUUAACUCAAAGAGCAUCCGAUUAUAUUGUGAAUACUUAUUCAGCUUUAAGAAAUGAUUUAAUAGAUAAUAACCAAAGACAUACUGCUCCUAUAACUGCCAGAACUCUAGAAACUUUAAUUCGUUUAUCUACUGCUCAUGCUAAAGUUAGAUUAUCAAAGACUAUUGAAGUUAAAGAUGCUAAAGUUGCUGAAGAAUUAUUAAGAUUUGCUUUAUUCAAAGAAAUUACUAGAAAAUCUAAAUCUAAAAAGCAAAAGACUGGACUUCAUUCAGAAUCAGAGCCAGGAUCAUCAGAUGAGGAAUCAGAAGAAGAAGAAGAAGAAAUAUUGCCAAGACCAAGUACGGCUAGAACUAGACUUAGAGCUCAAUUACAACAAAGAACUCCUUCUAUAACCCCACCACCAAUUCCAAGAGAAGAACAACAAGAUGAUGAUGAAGAUAUUGAAAAUAAUCUUGAUAACUUACGUAUAUCAGAAGGUACUUCAAAUCAUCCAUUAACUGAAACAAGUAUCAGUGGAACAAAUGCACCAGAUACUGGAAUUAAUUCAGGAAGAUAUGCUACAUUCGUAAGUACAAUGUCAAAAAUCAUUCGAUCUCCAUUAUUUGAUAAUGAUGACUCAGCAGCUCCUAUUGAUAGUGUCAUAGAAGCCAUUAAUAAUGAAGUCUCUCAAGAAGAUGUAUUUUCUGAACAAGAGAUAUCAGCAGCUUUAGAGCAAAUGGAACAAGAAAACAAGAUUUUCUCAGGUGAAGGUAAAAUCUACAAGAUUUAAUGCUUAAUACAUUUCACCAACAUUUUCUCCAUGUAAUAUUACUAUUGUAUUUUUAGUUCUUCUUUAGUUAUAUACCAUCGUAUAUUAAAUUUAUAAUUUUUAACAGAAUAUUUCAUAUAUUUCACAGACAAGUUGCAAAAUUU